Molecule: messenger RNA, 2439 nt
Organism: Chlorella variabilis
Lineage: Eukaryota; Viridiplantae; Chlorophyta; Trebouxiophyceae; Chlorellales; Chlorellaceae
Exons: 9
Coding region: 1-2439 (812 amino acids)
Biological process (GO): protein localization to ciliary inversin compartment
Cellular component (GO): ciliary inversin compartment
Molecular function (GO): protein binding
Source: RefSeq, a predicted model, not a curated record
AUGCCUCGCUCGCGAGGCGCGUCCCUGUCUUCCUCGUGGAGCGGGUGUAGCUGCGCCAACUGCAACAAGAAAAGGAACGUGGGGCUUCGAUCAGAAGACCUGGACCUGCUGGCCGAGGACAUCGCCGACUACCUCGAUCAAGGCGACUUUCGGUAUGAGGACCACCCAGAGGUGGAGCCCGGCACGCCCAGCUGGAUUUUCGACGCCAACACCGCCGCCGCGCGCACGCUCGUCGCCGCGGUGUCCGCCGGCGACGCGGAGCGGCUGGCGGCGGCGUGGCGGGAGCUGGCGCUGGAGGAGAACAUCGACGACUUCUACCGCUGCGAGGCCGCGGGGCAGCUGCUCAUCCUGGGGGCCCAGCUGGGCAAGGCGUCGGUGGUCAAGCCGCUGCUGGGCCUGGGCGCCAGCCUGGAUGCGGUGGACGAGCACGGGCACCAGGGGCCAGCCCUGCUGCACGCGGCCAGCGGCGGCAACGUCAACGUCGUGCGCGCGCUGCUGGAGGUGGGCGCCAGCCCCGACCAGCAGGAUGUGCGGGGGCAGAGCGCGCUGAUCGUGGCCGUGCUGGCCGACCGUGCGGCGGUGGCAGAGGUGCUUCUGUCGGCGGGCGCCGACCCCAAUCGCGCAGACUCCUUUGGCGCCACCCCCAUCUGGUACUGCGGCCAGUUCAACGCGCUGGACUGCAUACCGGUGCUGGGCCUGCACGGCGCCGAUGCUUUCCACGUCGACCCGCAGACGCAGGACGACCCUGUGGAGGCUGCCAUGAAGCAAGGGUACACGCGGGCAGCAGAGGCGCUGCGGCGCCUGCAGCAGCGGCAGCGCAUGCGCGAGCGGCAGAAGAGCGCGGGCGGCGGCUCCGCGGCGCAGCAGGCGCAGCAGGGGCCGGCCAGCGAGCAGGAGCUGCGGCAGCGGCAGCAGCAGGCGGAUGCAGCCAUGGCCGCGCUGCUGGCUGAGCUGGAGGAGGCGUCUGUGGGAGGAGGAGGCGGCGGCGGCGGCGGCGGCAAGCAGGGCGGCAAAGGGAAGAAGAGCAAGCAGCAGCAGCCCAAGCAGCAGGCGGCGCAGCAGCAGCAGCAGCAGCAGCAGCAGGCGCAUGCCGUGCAGCACCGAGCCGAGCAGCCGCACGGGGACCAGCAGCAGCAGCAGCAGCAGCGGUCGCGGCCGCAGCAUGGCAGGCAGUCGCAGCCGAGGCAGCAGGAGCAGGAGCAGCCGGAGACGCCUCCCGCGGCCCCCAGCCCCAGCAGCAGCGGCCCACUGGCUUCGCUCAUCGCCGUGCUGCACCCGCAGUCUGAAGCGGUGGUGGUGUCUGCCGCCCAGGCUGCACGCAGCGCGGCGGCCGAAGCAGCCGCCAACGGCGGCGGCAAGAAAGCACGGCCCAAGCGCAGCGCCAGCAGCAGCGCCAACGGCCGGCACGAGUCGCCGCCUGCUGAGCAGCAGCAGCAGCAGCAGCAGCAGCAGGCGCAGCAGGAGGCUGCAGCUGCUGCUGCUGCGGCGGCGGCGGCUGCGGCUGCUGCUGCGGCGGCGGAAGAGGCAGCAGCAGCAGCAGAGCGAGAGGACCCCAAUGCUGAGCUCAGGCAAGCGCCGCCAUCCUGCUGCUGCUGCUACACCAGAGUGCAUGUUUGUGUGCGCCAGUGGGAGGCGCUGCUUGCUGAGGCGGCGGCCUGCGGCGCUGAUCCCGAAGAGCAGCAGCGGCUGGGGGGCCUCAUAGAGCAGCAGAUGCCGGGAGUGGCAGAAGCGGGGGUAUCUGUCAAGUACGGCAAGAAGCUGCUGGGCAAGCUGCAGCGCGCGCCCGCCGCCGCCGCGGCCCUCGCCGCCGCCGCCGCCGCCGCCGCCGAGGUGCUGUCGCCCGGCUUUGAGGAGGCGUGCGCUGCGGAGGAGGCGGCAGAGCGGCGGGCCAACCCUGCGGCAGCCCUGCCCGACGACUUGUUUUCGGAUGAGCCUCCGGAGGCGGCCAGGCAGCCCAGCUCUGCGGAGCGGCGCACCAGGGAGGCUGAGGCGGCGUUGGAGGCGGCUCUCGCGGAGGCGCGCUCCCUGCGUGCCUUCCUGCAGGAGGCAGCCCUGGAGGGCGCAGAGGCCACGCUCGCGCAGCUGCAGCACCGGCGGCGGCGCCGCGAGCAGCAGACAGCGGCGGCCGCGGCCGCGGUGGCGGCGGCCGCCGCCGCCCCGCAGCUGCUGCCGGCCAACGGCCACCUCGGGGGCCUGCCGCUGCUGCAGCAGGCGGGCGCGCUGCCGAUGCAGCAGCAGGCGGCCGCGGCGGCGGCCAUGGCGGCGGCGGCGGCGGCGCAGGGCGUGCACCACGACGGCUUGUCUCCUGACAACGAGCGCGUGCUGUGCGUGCCGUGCGGCCACAUGUGCAUCUGCACCCGCUGCCUGCCGGCGGCGCAGGCGGACGGCAAGUGCCCGCUGUGCCGCAUGCCGCUGCAAGACACGGUGCAGAUGUUCUGA